CAAAGAACACAAGCACCACGCAUACUUAUACUCCCGCUCAGGAGGCGCGUGCCAAGCAUGGUUGGACAAUCUCUUGUCCAAGUACGGAGUGGUAGCUGCUGACUUGCAUACCAAGAUCAGCUGGGAUGAUCUGAAGGCGGCGUGGCAUAAGCGGUUCCAAGUAGAGCCGCCGAAGAUCAAGGCCAUGGAAAAGCUAAUGGUCUUCGAACAAGGCACGCUGCCGAGUGUCGACUGGAUCGUCGAGUACCAACGCUUGACAUCCGUCCCAGACAUCCAAAUGGGCUUCAAAGCCAUCCGCCACUAUUUUAUCUCAAGGUCGUGUCCGACACUGAGCAAUGCCUUGACUCACGUCGAGGACACCUUGACGACAACGGCGGAACUCUUUGACAAGGCCACACAGAUUAUUAUCAUGAACAAGGAGGCUAAGAACCUGCGUUCGUCUGCACCAGGCCCGAGCAGAGACCAACAUCGGCCAAGAGUGGCCGUGGUCGCAGCGGCAACGCCGUUUGACCAAACUAGCGAGGCCGUGUCUGCCAAUGAAGGGGACAGACUCGCAGCCGCCCGGGAAGGUGGCCGCCCCGGCAAAGGCCGAGGAUGCGGCAAGCCGAAGACAAACACCGCAUCUAGCCCCGGGCCCGGCGCAGCAGCUCCAGCCCCAUGGAUCCACUUCGGUCUCUUCGAAACAGCGUACAAAGCACGCACGAGAUUCCACUAUUGCCUAUGGUGCAACAGCGAUCUCCAUAAGAUACUCGUUCCUACGCUGGGUACUCAAGCUCAAGGACAAGACGUGUGUGCGGCAUCUUCUCCGUCCGACAACGGCAACUUAUCGUCUUCAAGUGGUUCUUCACGGGAUUCGGCGCGCGAGUUCAACAUAGAGGUAUUGGACCCGCUCACGUUCGAGGACUUUGCAUGGCUUCCUCUCCCGACCACGGGCCGCUUGCCGGGACCACGAUGCGCAACGCUAUGCGCUCAUAUCCACACGUACUUAUCCUUCUAUGCACCACCAACUUCGCCGACGGAUGAUGAAGUCGCGGUGGGGGACAUCCUUGCGUAUGUUACCAAGGUGGCCCGCGAGUUUCGCAAUCAGCGGUACGAUGACAACAACGCACCGCUACUCUAUGUCCGCAUCCAAGUUGGGCAAGCGUCCUGCACCGCUUUGCUGGAUAGCGGCGCGUCUCGCAAUUUUAUGAGCCAAGCCUUUAUGCAAAGGGCUGGCCUUGGUGCACAAGUUCGAAGGAAGGCAAACCCGACGGCGAUCAAGUUGGCGGACAGAAGGACGCAGCAACUUAUCAACCACUACAUCGAGGCCGUACCGGUGUAUUUCGCACCUCAUGCAUGCGAACCCGUGACGUUCGACAUUUUGGACACGGACUUCGACAUCAUUCUGGGAAUGCCUUGGCUUACAAGUGCGGAUCACACGGUCUACUUCCACCGGCGGACUCUUAGCGUUCGCAACGCCUUCGGCGCUGAAGUGGCGUGUACUAUUCCUCUUCCGCACCCUUCGAUUCGGUGCCAAGUGGUAGUGCAAUUGCUGGACGAGUUCGCCGACAUCUUCGAGUCACCUACCGGUGUGGCGCCGGAUCGGCCGAUCUCUCACGAGAUCAUUCUUGAGGCCGGUGCCGUGCCACCGAAAGGUUGCAUCUAUCGGAUGAGCGAGGAGGAGCUUGAGGUCCUCCGCGCACAACUCGACGACUUGUUGGCCAAGGGCUGGAUCCGCCCUAGUAGCUCCCCAUAUGAAGCACCGGUUCUCUUCGUCCGGAAGAAGAACAAGGAUUUACGAUUGUGUAUCAACUAUUGCAAGCUCAACGCGCAAACCGUAAAGAAUGCGGGGCCUCUUCCUCGCAUCGACGAUCUUCUUGAGCGAUUGGGCGGCGCGAAGCAUUUUUCUAAGUUGGAUUUGAAGUCCGGAUAUCAUCAAAUCUCGAUGAGGCCGAACGAUUGCUACAAAUCCGCAUUCAAGACGCGGUACGGGCAUUUUGAGUUGGUGGUCAUGCCUUUUGGCCUCACCAACGCCCCGGCGACCUUUCAAGCGACAAUGACCAACGAGUUACGUGCAAUGUUGGACCGGUUCGUGCUGGUCUACUUAGACGAUAUUCUCAUCUAUAGUCGAACAUUGGAGGAUCAUCUUGGGCAUUUUCGACGAGUGUUGGAGACGCUUUGCUGCGCCAAGUACAAGGCCAACCGCGACAAGUGCGAAUUUGUCCGGCAAGAGCUGGAAUACUUGGGCCAUUUUGUCACACCGGAGGGCAUCAGUCCGCUAUCGGACAAGAUUCAAGCCAUCCAAGAGUGGCCGGAGCCACGGAACGUCACGGAUGUUCGUUCCUUCCUUGGCCUCGCCGGCUACUACCAGUGUUUUAUCAAUGGUUACUCGAGGAUCGCGGCCCACUUGACCAAGCUUCAAUGCGAGCAUCGACCGUUUGACUUCGGAGAGGAUGCGCUGGAAUCAUUUUUGGCUCUCACCGCCCUCUCCUUCCAGAUGCUCCACGUGAACAAUGUCGACUCUCAAGGUUGAGCGCACACGACACCUCACAUGAGAGGACUCAAGAUGGAACUCACAACCUCAUGGUAAGAAGUGAUGAAGGGGUAGAUAAGGUUAAGAGC
This is a messenger RNA of Chara braunii, 2601 nucleotides long. NCBI's taxonomy places the organism in Eukaryota, Viridiplantae, Streptophyta, Charophyceae, Charales, Characeae. The record is from the annotation of a GenBank genome assembly.